Messenger RNA from Macrosteles quadrilineatus (aster leafhopper), 1867 nucleotides. Its product is annotated as phosphatidylinositol N-acetylglucosaminyltransferase subunit A-like. Gene Ontology annotation, cellular component: glycosylphosphatidylinositol-N-acetylglucosaminyltransferase (GPI-GnT) complex. NCBI's taxonomy places the organism in Eukaryota, Metazoa, Arthropoda, Insecta, Hemiptera, Cicadellidae. The transcript has 11 exons. Bases 451 to 1752 code for a protein of 433 amino acids. The record is from RefSeq and is a predicted model, not a curated record. Gene Ontology annotation, molecular function: phosphatidylinositol N-acetylglucosaminyltransferase activity. Gene Ontology annotation, biological process: GPI anchor biosynthetic process.
UUGUAAAGUGUUUAUUGGGUGUGUUUCCUAUCAAGCUAUUAUUUUAAGUCAAAUUGUAAUUGAAAAAUUUAAUUUUCUCCGAAACAGUGUUUGUAAUUGUUAAAUUUAGGUUAUUUUUCUAAAAAAACACAUGGAAUUUACUUAAUCCAAAGUCAUGUGACCAGUGACCAUCUAACUUACAUUAUUUGUGUUUUCUGGCUUCUUGUACUUUACUUAUUUUUUAAACCUAGAAAAAUGUACAUUAAAAGUCGCUUCCUUUACUGUAAAUCUUAAUCAAGUUAAAUUAUUCGUGACCAAAAUUUAGAAUACUGUAAAUGUUUAGCCCUAUGAACCAUAAAAGUUGUUUCUAUACAUAAUGUAAGCCUGAAGCACUAACUGUGUUUCUUAGUGGGGUUUCAAAAACAUGAAGAAAUGUACAAGGAAGACUUGUUUAUGCUAUUUUAAUUUAGUAUGGGGUACAAUAUUUGUAUGGCCUCAGACUUCUUCUACCCCAACAUGGGUGGAGUUGAGGAACACGUGUUCAACUUAUCUCAAUGUCUACUGCAGAGAGGACACAAAGUCAUCGUUCUCACUCACGCUUACGGCAACCGAGUCGGCAUUCGAUACAUGACCAAUGGCUUGAAGGUUUACUAUCUACCCAUAAAGACGUUUUACAACCAGUGCGUGUUGCCUACGAUGAUUUGCUCAUUGCCUCUCAUCAGAUAUGUGUUCAUCAGAGAACAGAUCACUCACGUACAUGGUCACUCUGCGUUUUCAGCACUCGCCCACGAGGCCAUGAUCAUUGGCAGGCUUUUGGGAUUAAAGACAGUUUUCACAGACCAUUCCCUGUUUGGUUUUGCCGACACUUCCGCCAUCAUAACCAACAAGUUUUUGGAACUCUCGCUGGCAGACUGUGAUCACUGCAUUUGCGUCUCUCAUACUGGUAAAGAAAACACAGUUCUCCGAGCCAGAGUGAGUCACAAAAAAGUGUCUGUCAUUCCCAACGCAGUCGACACUGUUGCCUUCACUCCCGACCCAACGAGGAGAAAAACUGACAGAGUUACCAUUGUGAUUGUGAGCCGCCUCGUCUACCGCAAGGGGAUCGACCUGCUGGCCCAGGUGAUGGCGGACGUUUGCGUCAAGUACGACAUGGUUCACUUCUUGGUAGGUGGCGACGGGCCCAAAAGAGGGUUGUUGGAGGAGGUUCGCACCAACCUGGGGUUGGAGGACCGGGUGGAGCUGCUGGGUAGUCUAGAACACUCGCAGGUCAGAGACGUCCUCACUCAGGGACACAUCUUCCUCAACACCUCUCUCACGGAGGCCUACUGCAUGGCUAUAGUGGAGGCGGCGUCUUGCGGACUCCAAGUAGUCAGUACGAGGGUGGGAGGGAUACCAGAAGUACUUCCACCGGAUCUUAUCUACCUCACUGAGCCCACUGUCUCUUCGUUGUUGGAGGGACUGGAAAGGGCGUUGGAUGAUCUCCGUCAUGGCAAGAUCGUUGACCCGGAGAUCUGUCAUCGCAGAGUCUCAUCUCUCUACAGCUGGCACAACGUCACACAGCGGACAGAGAGAGUCUACGCUAGUGUUACCAAUGAAUCUGCCAAGACCAUUGGGCAACAACUUAGAAGCUAUAUGAGAAGCAACGUUUUACCAUUCCUUCUGGUCGUAUCUCUUAUGUACCUGAUACUACAAAUACUAGAGUGGUUCGUUCCUAGACAGGGUAUAGACAUCGCCAGAACGUAUACGAAGAAACCAAGAAAGCCAAAAAGCUGACCCUCCUUUUUAUACCUUAAGUUUUAAAUAUUUUCAGUAUUACCAGAUUAUUUUGAAAGUUAUCUUGAUCUAUACCACUGUGUUCCUUGUUAUUUUCUUAUUUUAAUAAAGCUUU